Messenger RNA from Moneuplotes crassus, 631 nucleotides. Lineage: Eukaryota; Ciliophora; Spirotrichea; Euplotida; Euplotidae. The record is from the annotation of a GenBank genome assembly.
AUUUAAAAUGGUAAAGCGGAUCUCUGAGCAGCUAAUUCAUGCUGCCAGAAAUGGUAAAUUCAUUCAGUGUAAGGAUAUACACGAUCAUACAUGUGAAUAUGAAGCAAUUGAGAAAUUUUUCAGAGUUCUCGUUAGAGCUUGGAAAAUGUAUCUUCCUGUACAUCUCAUCCCUGUACUCAUUUUCAAAUGGAAGAAACUAAAGAAGACACCUUGGAAAGUACUUAAGAAGAUGUUCAAAGACACUUUCUACUCAGUUCUUUGGCUCUCCACAUACAUCGCGCUAUACAGAUACUUCUUCUGCCUAUUCAAGAAUCUCAGAGGGAAAAUAGAUAGAACCUCUGUCGGACUUGCUGGCUUCUUCUGAGGGUUUGGACUCCUCUGGGAAGCACAGAGUAGACAAAUUGAGAUGUCACUCUACUUCUUCCCAAGAGUUCUCGAGUCUCUUUGGGGACUCCUUGCUAGAAGGAAUUACGUCACCUCUCUUCCAUAUGGAGAAGUUCUUGUUUUCGCCGUAGCAAUGACAAUCAUAAUGUAUUGCUAUCAGAAUGAGCAGAAGAGCAUCAAAAGAUCCUUCCUUUCAUGCUUCAAGUUCUUAUGGGGUGAGACCUAAAACUCUGAUUUCAAUUCACAA